Messenger RNA from Doryrhamphus excisus (bluestripe pipefish), 2467 nucleotides. The record is from RefSeq and is a predicted model, not a curated record. NCBI's taxonomy places the organism in Eukaryota, Metazoa, Chordata, Actinopteri, Syngnathiformes, Syngnathidae.
UCAAAGCGGUUUAUGCUGAGCAUGCGAAAAAAGGUCAAAACUAUGAUACAAGUCUUUGUUGCUGUUCUGGAUGCUCUUUUAAAAGUGAAAUUAAUGAAGGAAUUGUAUUUAUUACUUUUAUCGAAGCACAGGAUGACCACCUUUCUUGGGAAACCGGGCUGCAGGGCAGUUUUUCAACAUCAUCAUCAUCAUCAGGAGCCCAAACAACACCUUCAAGUGCCUUGCUGAAGAAAAUGGAUAUGAUGGAGUGGCCCGAGGUGAGCGAAGGAGCAGCUGUGCAACUGUUGCUAGGAGACGCAUUCCUCCACCGCCAGGCGGGCUGGAACAGAGUCAGGAGGUGAACAAACCUGCCCAGUUGUGGUUGGCGGGAGGAGGGUGGAGGCAUCGGACGAGUGAAAGAGAAAGAGAGAGAGAGAGAAGUGGAGGUGGGCGGGUCACACAGACAGGAAGUGUGCUUGAGAGGAAUUUCAAGUCAGAGUCGAGGAGGACGCUGCUGAGCAUGGAUGUGAACGCUGCCGUGGACAAGAUGUCAGUGCAGUCGAGUGCAGCAUCUCCAGCUGUGUGUCUGAUUUGCAAGGAAGGCUGCUCUGGUUUAAAGCCUCAUUCUUGGAGGAAAGUCUGCGUGGGAUGCGGUUGCAGCUCAGUGGACCACGCCCCCGGUACCCACAUCGAUGACGACCAGCAGAUGGGUCGCCUGCUUGCUGACUCGCCCUCCGCUCACCUGACGGCGAAGGUCAAAGGGGGCGGUGGCCUUCGCCUGUACAAGAGGAACCGCAUGAUUGUGACCAAUCCUGUGGUGUCGCGCAAAGACCCCACCUUCAACACCACCACCUACGACUGGGCGCCGGCCGGCCUCAACCAGAAACUGGCCAAGCAGUACAUGGAGCUGAUGCCAGAGAGCCAGCGUCCGGUCUCUGGCACCGGAGGGGCGUUGCGGCGUCGCAGGCAGAUCCUAAGCCAACUUCCUGCCUACGACCAAGACCCCAUGAAGUGUCAAAGCCUGGCCAGUGAUGAAGAGAUUUCCUCCAUGCUGGUGUUUGUGAAGCACUACAAAAAGGAGGUGCUGGGGGUUGGGGAGGUGGCUCUACCUGCUGAGGGUGGAGCUCUGAGGGAGGCGGCCGUUCAAAGGUCCAUGAAGGAAGCCAAAGAUGUUGUGGAGCAUCAAAUUCCCAACCCGACAGAAAACAGCACCGCUUCUUCUGAUAGAUCCACUAAUGGCGCAGAUCAUGGCGCAAAAACUCGUAAAUAUCACUGCACUGGUUGCCAAAGUGAGGUUUCCACAGAGAGUCCGGCAGUUUUUGCAGAGCGUGCAGGUUACCAUGGCGCCCAAUGGCAUCCCACCUGCUUUGUGUGUUCUGAGUGCGGAGACGGACUCGCGGACUUGGUCUACUUCUGGUCCAAUCAGAGACUGCUGUGCGGGCGACACUACUGUCAGAGCGUCUGGCCGCGGUGUUCCGGCUGCGAUGAGCUGAUCUUCAGCAAGUCUUUUCACACCACAGAAGAUGGAAGAACAUGGCAUACUGAUCACUACUGCUGCUGGAGAUGCGGACAAAGCCUGGAUACACCCUGCCAGCACUGACGCACAAAAUAAAUAUUCACUUCCUGUUGCUUAGCAUGACUGCUUUACAUACAAAUGACACAUAGUUAUAAUGACUGUAGUGGCUAUUUGGUAUUAUGGAGUUGGAGAUCUUCCAAAGUACUUAAAGACGAGCUGAGCUGAUGUAUCGACUUUUAUACGUUUGACGUUGAUGUGAUCCAGUUGAGCAAGAAAAUGUAACAUCGAGAAAAGAAACUGGUUUGGUUUUGCAGAGCAGAUUUAUUUAUAGCAGACAUGAAGAAGGUUUAAACUUCUAAAAAACUGGACCUAAUGUGACUAAGCUGUAAUAGAGUGAUUACAGUAUACUAUAUCAUGUUUUCAACCCUGGGUGCUAUGUACUUGUUGGACUUUUCUGCAAGUAGUUUUUGGUUUCGCUACUUUUUGAUGCAUUAUUCUGAUUAUCUGACAUUUCAUUUCUUUUCAGAUACUUUGCAGAACUCAAUAGUCCCCUAAACUAUUUCACUAGAGCAAGGAUGUCCAAAGUGCGACAUGGGAGCCAUUUGUGUGUUUUUUUUUAAUUGGUUCUCAGCACAUUCUAAAAUUAAACAACAAAACUAAAAAAAAAUAAAUAAAAAUAAUAUGAAUGAAAAAAGAGCAGUCAUUUUCCAGAAAUAUAGUAAUAAUCUUUUGUGAAUAAAAAUUGUAAUCUUAUAAGAGAAAAAGAGCAAAAUUGUAAUAUUUUGAGGACAAAAAUUUAAUUUUAGAAGCAUAAAGUAAAAAAAAAAAUUACAUUGUAAAAAGUAUUUUUUUCACAUGUUAAUAUUUUAGAAACAAACAAAAGAAUAAGCAGAAUAAAGCUAAUAAACCAAUAAUAAUAAACAAAUAAACAAAAAAUAAUAAAUAAAUAAAUAAAUGUGUACUGUAGUUGAG